CUGUAGUCUUGAAGAAGCAAGCAGCCAUUUACAACAUCCCUGAGAACAUGACAAUGUUUGUUAGUGGCAGAAGAGUCAAAAGGUGGAAAUUUUUCCAGCUAUUUGCCACUUGUUUCAUAUUAAGCUUCAUGGUUUUCUGGGGUCCAAUCAAUAAUCAUAUUGUGAACCAUAUGAAGUCCUACUCCUACAGAUACCUCGUAAAUAGCUAUGACUUUGUGAAUAACUCCCUGUCUGUCAAGCACAGCUCUGAGCAACCUCACUACCGAUACUUGAUCAACCACAAAGAGAAGUGCCAAGCACAAGAUGUCCUCCUCUUACUGUUUAUAAAGACUGCCCCUACAAACUAUGACCAGCGUUCUGCAAUCAGAAAAACGUGGGGCAAUGAGAAUUAUGUCCAGUCCCAACUUAGUGCCAACAUCAAAAUUCUGUUUGCCUUAGGAACUCCUGCUCCACCAAAGGGAGAAGAGCUGCAAAAGAAACUGAUUUGGGAAGAUCAAGUAUACAAGGAUAUAAUUCAGCAAGAUUUUGUUGAUUCUUUCUACAAUCUUACUUUAAAAUUACUCCUUCAGUUCAGCUGGACAAACACCUUUUGUCCACAUGCCAAAUUCUUGAUGACUGCCGAUGAUGAUAUAUUUAUUCACAUGCCAAACCUCAUUGAAUACCUUCAAAGGCUAGACCAGAUUGGUAUUCGAGACUUUUGGAUUGGUCAUGUUCAUCGUGGUAGCCCUCCUGUUAGGGAUAAAAGCAGCAAGUACUAUGUUCCCUAUGAAAUGUACCACUGGCCAGCUUACCCUGACUAUACAGCUGGUGCUGCCUAUAUCAUCUCCAGUGACGUAGCUGCCAAAGUCUAUGAGGCAUCACAGAUGCUAAAUUCCAGUCUGUACAUAGAUGAUGUGUUCAUGGGCCUCUGUGCCAAUAAAAUGGGGAUAGUGCCACAGGACCAUAUCUUUUUUUCUGGGGAAGGUAAGGUUCCUUAUCAUCCUUGCAUCUAUGAAAAGAUGAUGACAUCCCACGGACACUUACAAGACCUGCAGAACCUCUGGAUGGAGGCUACAGAUCCUAAAGUAAAGAACAUCUCGGAAGGUUUUUUUGGUCAAAUAUACUGCAGGUUAAUUAAGAUAGUUCUCUUCUGCAGAUUGAUUUACCGAAGUGCAUAUCCCUGUAGGGCUGCAUUUGCUUAAUAGCAUUUGAAUGCUGCACUAUGUUCACUGUAACUGAGCCAAACGGAAGAAAAAGAAAUCUGUAAACCUUUCUCUAUAGCCUAAGUGAAAUGAACUGGAAGCAAAGAGACCAUUUCAAAUCCCAGGGGAUUAAAACAUGUCUUAUUACAGAAACUAGUCAGUGUAGUGCCUAAUCCAUGGCUUAAGCUCAUUUCAAGGGUUUCAAUUUUUAAAAGACUAAGCUCAUGAGCAAAGGCAAAAGUAAAGCAGAAUUUAAGUUCUCACUCGGUGCUACAUGUCUUUGAGGUAUGGAGACCAAUUGGGAUGCCUUGGUA
This is a messenger RNA of Phodopus roborovskii (desert hamster), 1495 nucleotides long. RefSeq names its product UDP-GlcNAc:betaGal beta-1,3-N-acetylglucosaminyltransferase 5 (gene B3gnt5). Bases 48 to 1181 code for a protein of 377 amino acids. The record is from RefSeq and is a predicted model, not a curated record. The transcript has a single exon. Gene Ontology annotation, biological process: brain development. Gene Ontology annotation, cellular component: membrane. Lineage: Eukaryota; Metazoa; Chordata; Mammalia; Rodentia; Cricetidae.